AUGGCCGCCAGCAACGUGGCGGCAAAAAUGGAGGCACGGGACGGAGCGGAGAAUAAGGAUGACUUCCGAGUACCAUUAACGUCUAAAAAACAAGCUAUUGAACUGAUGAAUCAGUAUAAAGCGAUUAUAAACCAAGCGCUGGACGGACAAAGUGGAAUUCCUGAGAAAACCAAGCGGCUUUUACUUAAGAAGGCACUGGCGGACUUUGAGGCUGCCGUCACGGCCAACGUGUUGGUGAGAGGGCAGACGUGGGACCAAGCUCCGGAUGAUGACGACGAGGAGGAAGGCGAGUUGGUGAGCCUGGAGACGCGGAUGGACGACGCCGUCGUGGAGCUGAGCCACAAGCGCCGCGCGGCCCCUCCGCAGAUCCUCAAGUCGGCCGUGCGCGCCCUCAGAGCCCAGAGGGAACUUCAGGACUUUUCCAAGACGAGUGUCAAGUCUAAUCCAGUUGUCACCGACUUGCAGAUAGAGAACGCCAUGAAGGAUUUGGCAGAGCGAGCGUCCGGCCUGGCCAAUCAAAGAGCGCAACUCAUGGAGUCCCUGGACACGCUGCGGAAUCAGGCCCGAGGCUUACGGCUGGCGGCGGACUUUAAGCCCGGUCUGCCGGAGGUAGAUUGGGAAGAAGCUCCGCCCUCGCCGCGCCCCCGGCGGGAGGUCCGCGGCGACGCCUGUUGCGCGGCGUACGUGGGAAAGACCGAAUGGGAAUAG
Messenger RNA from Nerophis lumbriciformis (worm pipefish), 708 nucleotides. The record is from RefSeq and is a predicted model, not a curated record. NCBI's taxonomy places the organism in Eukaryota, Metazoa, Chordata, Actinopteri, Syngnathiformes, Syngnathidae.